AUGGGACAACUAAUACAGCAAAUUGGACCGGGAGCCCAGCCACCACCACCACCACCACCACUGCCACCAGUGUUGCUGUGUUCACCUGGUAGCAUGCCUGAGAAGUACGGAGAAGGAGGAACAUGUGAAGUUAUAGCAGCACACAGAUGUUGUAAUAAGAAUCGGAUUGAGGAGAGAUCACAGACAGUAAAGUGUUCCUGUCUACCUGGGAAAGUGGCUGGAACAACACGGAACAGACCAUCAUGUGUUGACGCAUCGAUAGUCAUUGGGAAAUGGUGGUGUGAGAUGGAGCCCUGCCUAGAGGGUGAGGAAUGCAAGACAUUACCUGACAAUUCAGGAUGGAUGUGUGCAACUGGCAAUAAAGUCAAGACCACUAGAAUUCACCCGAGGACCUAACAAAAA
This is a messenger RNA of Python bivittatus (Burmese python), 402 nucleotides long. Lineage: Eukaryota; Metazoa; Chordata; Lepidosauria; Squamata; Pythonidae. The record is from RefSeq and is a predicted model, not a curated record.